Entelurus aequoreus (snake pipefish) is the source of this 2727-nucleotide messenger RNA. RefSeq names its product zinc finger DHHC-type palmitoyltransferase 9 (gene zdhhc9). Gene Ontology annotation, biological process: peptidyl-L-cysteine S-palmitoylation; protein targeting to membrane. The record is from RefSeq and is a predicted model, not a curated record. Gene Ontology annotation, cellular component: Golgi apparatus; endoplasmic reticulum. The transcript has 9 exons. Gene Ontology annotation, molecular function: protein-cysteine S-palmitoyltransferase activity. NCBI's taxonomy places the organism in Eukaryota, Metazoa, Chordata, Actinopteri, Syngnathiformes, Syngnathidae. Bases 471 to 1634 code for a protein of 387 amino acids.
GGGUGGAUAAGCGAGCGCACCAAACAGCCUGAAAAAUCGCACUCUUCCCACUCGUGUCACGUCUUUAUUAUUGAAUAUUUGUUCGAAUAAGAUCGAUCGGUCACAGGUGAUAACCAAGCCGCUGGUGUCACUCGUAAAACGGCGUGGAUUUGAAUGUCAGCCGGGUCAAAGGUUCGCUCCUCCACGGGUGGAUAGUCCGCGUGAAAAAACGUCCAUGUGAGGAAAACACCAGCCUUUGGAUGAAUGUACAUUAACUGGGCGUGAAGGGGAGCGUCGUCGUGGGAAUGAACUGCCGCAGAAAAGGACCGCAAAGUGGACCAUGAUGACGAUGUGACUGCGCCUUUUUUUUUUUAGUUGUUUUUUUUUAUAGGGAAAAUGCAAAAAUGUGUCACGCUGUUUAGUGCAUAAUCUGCGGGAUUCGACCAGGAGAGUAGCGGAGGUGUUGCGAUCGUGAAGCCCGACGAGCCGUCAUGUCGGCGGUGAUGAUCACCAGGAAGGCGCGGAAAUGGGAGAAGCUGCCGGGAAAGAACACUUUCUGCUGCGAUGGGCGGGUGAUGAUGGCCCGGCAGAAGGGAGUCUUCUACCUGACCCUCUUCCUCAUCCUCGGGACCUGCGCCCUCUUCUUCGCCUUCGAAUGUCCAUACCUGGCGGUACACCUGUCUCCCGCCAUCCCGGUCUUCGCUGUCGUGCUCUUCCUUUUCGUCAUAGCCAUGUUGCUGAGGACCAGCUUCAGUGACCCGGGGGUCCUUCCUCGAGCCCUCCCAGAGGAGGCCACGUUCAUCGAGAUGGAAAUUGAGGCCGCCAAUGGCAACGUCCCCAGCGGCCAGCGGCCGCCGCCUCGCAUCCGCAACGUUCAGAUCAACAACCAGAUCGUCAAGCUCAAGUACUGCUACACGUGCAAGAUCUUCCGGCCGCCGCGAGCGUCCCACUGCAGCAUCUGCGACAACUGUGUUGACCGCUUUGACCACCACUGCCCGUGGGUGGGCAACUGCGUGGGCAAGAGGAACUACCGCUACUUCUACUUGUUCACGCUCUCCCUCUCGCUGCUCACCAUUUACAUCUUCACCUUUGACAUCGUCCACGUGGUCAUGCGCUCAGUGGAUGAUGGCUUUCUGAGCACGUUGAAGGAAACACCCGGAACUGUGCUGGAGUUGCUGGUGUGUUUCUUCACCCUGUGGUCAGUGGUGGGCCUGACGGGCUUCCACACCUACCUGAUCUCUCUCAACCAGACCACCAAUGAAGAUAUCAAAGGGUCUUGGUCGGGGAAGAACCGAGUGCAGAACCCCUACAGUCAUAAGAACAUCGUUAAGAACUGCUGCGAGGUGCUGUGUGGGCCGGCGUACCCCAGCGUCUUGGACAGAAGGGGGCUGAUGCAGGAGGACUCGCCGGUUGCCGCGGCGUCCGCCUUCUCCUUCAAUAACAGCAGCAACCCAGCGCUGCAAACCACUAAAACCACGGCGCCGCUCAUCCCAAACGAGCACACGCCGGACGACGCCAAGCCGAGCGUGGCCGCCUCGGCAGAGUCCGACUCGUCCUCCCCCAAAGAGGACCGCCCCUCCUCGACCGCCGUCCCGCCUUUGGCCUCCCCCGAGGCCGACGCGGAGACCACCGCGGUCAAGGACAAGAGCCACUAGCUGCACCAGCGGCCCCCCUCUUCAGUCCUGUACGGACGGGCACUUGAAUUAUCCCCCGCCCGAGUGACGCAUCCUCCUCGGGGAGAGGAGUGAUUUCAUGGAACGUCAGCGUCUUUGACGAAAACCCACCGGGACAAAGGAGUACUACUGGAGGCGGGGUAACAGUGCGCAUGACAAACCCACUCAGAUUAUUAUUGAAAACAUGAAACGUGAGCGUCUCCUAUACUCCAGGGACGACUUCUCCACUCGUGUAAAUCCUCAUCCGAGUCCAGUGUGUGCACACAUACAUACCCUAUGCAAAUCAUCGAGGCUGGGUGUAAAUAGACACACCUGUGUAGCAGUCAUACUCUAAAGGCUCCAUACAGUAUUCUGAGAAUUGCUGCAUCCAGUACUGUUACUAGCAAUUGCAAUGUCCGCCCUUCCCUUUUUGAUAUAUACAUGUACAAUACCGUAUCCUUAUAAACACGCUUUAUGCACAGGAAAUAUCAUCUCUCACUUUCACACUAUGUGCGUUCAUGAGCGUGUGACCAAACCCCCCGACUUUUGACGUUUUUAGACGCUAGUAGCAACCGUGCCUUACAAUGGACGUCAGCAAACAGUGAAAAAAAACAAAAAAAUUUACAGUCCGAUGUUAGAUUGAGAGUGCGUUUACACUUGUGAUGUUUGGCUAGGUUGAAAUAAGGCGCAAACACAACCGCGAGGCAAAAAAAGAUAAAGGAAUGGCAAAUGUGUAAGUGAGGUCUUCCUUAAAAAGUGCUCUCUAAAGUAUUUUUGAAAGGCUUUUGGUGAAAUCUAAAGUGGAAUGUUGGAGUUAUGCCAAAACCAAGUCCCCACUUGGUCACAAAGUAGCAGAAAACUGCGCAGCAUUUCUCCUCUUGGACUUAAGUCUGUCGCUUCCUUCAUCCAAGAUCCGCACUUUGGGGUGGAGCAACUCUUAAAUGAGGGCGUUCCCUUAUUAAAUCUGGCGUUGCACCUUUUUCAUCCCAUUGACUUAAGUCAAUGUGAAAACUUUUUGACUUAGCAUUGGUCUAAUAUAUAUGUACAUGUAUGUUUGUAUGUAUGUAUAUGUGUACGUAUAUAUGUAUGUAUGUGU